UUUUCUUCUUCACCAUCGAGAAGAAUGUCGGGUAGAAGCCGAUAUGGCUACAAAAUGGAAACCCAUGUCCAGGGGACUUGUCCGCCCCCCACGACUCAUCAAAAGCUUUCACGUGAUUGGUGUAGAUGAUGAUUCCGUUGUACGCGGCGUCCCUAGAUUUUCUGCCGCUCUUUUUCUUCCUGAUCCGCUCCCCAUCGUGAGGUUUCCAAGAGGGGGAACUCGUCGGUGGAGGAAAUGAAUUGAAUUGGCGGCUCCGAUAAGCAACUCCCCCUCAUUAAUUGAAUUGGUGCCGUCCCCCUCGUUGCGAGAUAUUUUUUCUCCUUUACACCCCUUCCUCAUCCCAACGGCCCACCUCCUCCCUCUUUACAUGAAUCCGUCUUUUGGCCGCUCCCCAGAAUUCCGCACCCCCUCCUCAUCCCUGAAUCCGGCGGUCUCUGAUUUGGAGUUGAGUUGAAGCGCUUCCUGUGCAUUUCUUGCUUUCAGGCUGCACUAGAAGCAUCGUUUUGUCAGAAUAGAACAUGACACGAGGAGUGCAAAGUGUAGAUGGUUCUUCUAGUUCUUUCUCUCAGAGCAGUAAACAAGAAACAGAGGAUGACCAAAUGAUUGCAACUGUGCUUUCAGAAGAAUAUGCACAAUUAGAUGGUGCAGUUGCUAGGAGACUUUCACAUCUGCAAUCUGUUCCUCACGUUCCACGGAUCAACUCAUGUAUCCCUAGCUACAGCGACGCAACCUUGGAUCACCACAGACUACUUGAGAGAUUGAAUGUUUAUGGUCUUUGCGAGGUCAAGGUUUCUGGCGAUGGGAAUUGUCAGUUUCGAGCUCUAUCAGACCAAAUGUUUAGAUCACCUGAGCAUCACAAAUACGUCCGGAAGGAGAUAGUAAAACAGCUCAAGGAGUUCCGCGCAUUAUAUGAAGGUUAUGUUCCUAUGAAGUAUAAAAGCUAUUACAAAAAAAUGGCCAAAUCUGGUGAAUGGGGUGAUCAUGUAACUCUCCAGGCUGCAGCUGAUAAGUUUAGAGCAAAAAUCUGUUUGCUGACGUCUUUCAGAGAUACAUGUUUUAUAGAAAUUGGUCCACAACAGCAGGUGCCUGAACGUGAGCUGUGGUUAAGCUUUUGGUCUGAAGUACAUUACAAUUCUUUGUAUGACAUACGAGAUGCUAUGGCACGGCCCAAGCCAAGAAGGAAACAUUGGUUAUUCUAGCCUCUUCUGCUUUGGACUACAGAUUUGUAUGUCUUGAGAGUUUACUGUACAUAGACAUGAUAUUAAGCAGAGGUGGUUUUUUUGCCCUUAUCAUUUUAUUUCUUUUUUUAAAUCCCCCCCCCCCCCUCCUUCUUUCUUUUCUGUUCUUUGCCUUUUAACAUGUAUCUUCAUUGUCAGUACUAAGGCCCAGGCUUGUGGGUGUUAUAUUAAUUAAUUGUACUCAAACCAGUUUGUUACUUGAAUUAGUUCAGUUGCAUAAAAUGGAUGAUUUUUUAGUUCCUUAA
Messenger RNA from Nymphaea colorata (pocket water lily), 1483 nucleotides. RefSeq names its product OVARIAN TUMOR DOMAIN-containing deubiquitinating enzyme 12. NCBI's taxonomy places the organism in Eukaryota, Viridiplantae, Streptophyta, Magnoliopsida, Nymphaeales, Nymphaeaceae. The transcript is spliced from 10 exons. The record is from RefSeq and is a predicted model, not a curated record. Gene Ontology annotation, biological process: protein deubiquitination. Gene Ontology annotation, molecular function: cysteine-type deubiquitinase activity. The coding region runs from base 519 to 1199 and encodes 226 amino acids.